CCGACACACCACACCACACAAGCAUGGGCAAGUCAGGUCGAGUCAGCCAGCACACACAACACCACACAUCACAACCCGCUGCACAGCUCAGCCCCCACUCGUCCACCUCUCCCCGGCCCACAUGUCCAUCGACGGGCCAGCUGGCCCCCCCGCGUUUCAACCUGAGAGGGUCGUCUAGCCCCGCGAUGCCGACCUGUGUGUCAGAGAGAGAUGCCAGAGUUAGAGCCAGGCAUGUCGGUAGGCAGGCACGCUAGUAAGGCCAACUCAGUCCAGCCGACUGAGGGCUUUCUACUAGGGUUCGUUCCCGCACUUGCUGUCACUCUCACAGGUAUCGUACAGACACCAUUUCCCCACCUCCCUCUCCUCCCUCUCUCCCACUUUCGUUCUCUGGUGCGUGUGGCUUCAAAGGCAGGCCCAUCCACGCACACACGCUCGCACGGAACGAUGCUUGCACUGCACACAUUUGCAUACAUAUUGCACACAUUCCAUGGCAGGCAUACAGCAAAAAAGGUGUGGUGUGGUGUGGUGUCCCCCCACGAAAACAAACGAGGCAGGCAGGCAGGCAGGCAGGCAAACCAUUUUGGGCAGAGACGAGAGCACCGAGGGCCCUCUCCCUCCCUCCAUCCAACCAUGCCUCUCAGACGACAGGAGGGAGGGAGGGAGGGAGGGAGGAGGCCCACACGCCCCGCUGUCCAUCCAUUCGCUGACCCACCCACCCACCCCCCGGUGUGUGUAUUGUAUGUGAUGCGAGUGUGACUAGAUAGACCAGUCCUCACAGAUGGUGCCAGGUUUCCACAUGGCCCGUCUGGAUCGGUACUUAUCGGAUAGCUGGUCCUCCUCCUUGAGGUCUCUGUGCUUCUUGGGCUCCUCCGGCAUGACCAGGAAGUGCUUGGCGCGGCUGAUGUCGAAACCCCAGAUACGGUAGCCCUCACUCUUGAGCUUCUCGAAACACUCCUUCUGCAAUACACACACACCGAUACAUACAUACACACACACACAGACAGACAGACAGACAGGCAGACAGGCAGAGUGAGGGAGAGGAAGGUCCUUCGUUGGAUGGUUGGUUUGUUGUUUGACCGCACCCACCUUGCACUCCCAGUCGCUCCAUCUGCACUCUCUGCAUCUGUGCUUGGGGUAGGCCCAGAACCAGGGGGCCUCGCUGUGCCAGCUGUAGUCGGUCUUGCGCGCGUCGACGAACGGCUGGGGAGCCUUGGCGGGAAUCGGAGGCUUGUGCAUCUGAUAUAUCGAUCAACCAGUCAAUCGAUGGAUUGGAUCCAUCCAUCCAUGGCAGGGCAGCCAUGUCAGCCAGCCCAGCCACCGAGUGUGUGCGCGUAGGUAGGGUAGGGUAGGUACCAUGUGUUGGAUGGAGAGGAUCCAGAUGUAGAAGAGUAUGGGGAGGUGGCAGGCGCCCAUGCCGAUCUGCAGCAUGAACCACUUGCGCUCGUACUCGGUCAUCAUGAUCAUCUUGUAACGCUCGUUCGGGUCCAUGUCCAACAGCAAAUACUUGCGACUGCACACCAGACCAACACACCACAGCACAGCACAGCACAGCCAACACACACGCACAUACAGGAGGGUGGGCGGAUGGACGCGCUUCGCUUCCCUGUGACGCCUGUCUGUCUGUCUGUCUGUGCGCCUCUGGUCCCUCCCCUGCUGACCUGUUCCAUCUGCUCCAGUAGCCCGAGACAUCCAGCCAGCGAUAGAACCACUCUGCCCACGUCUGCAAACACAACACAACACACCCACAACACUUGCCUUUGCCUCCCCUGCCCUCUGCACGUGUCUGUGUGCCGUGCUGUGCUGUGCUGUGCUGUGCUGUCCUGUCCUGGCUGUCCCGCGUCCACGUGUCGUGUUGUGGCGUCCCUCCCUCCCUGUACCUCUCUCUCGAGCGUGGCAGAUCCGCCGACGCUGUGCCCGCCGAUGUGGGAUGGCGGGUGGAGUCCCCAGGGGCUGAUGCGGCCGGUGUUGUCCCAGUUGGUGAACCCGCUGCUGUUCCAGCCCGUCCACUUCUGCCCCGGCUUCGUCCACGCCACAGGCACCUGACGAGCCACACGCGCCUGCAGCCCGCGGAUGGCCGUGCGGAAGAAACUCAUGAUGGCUACUCCUCCAGCACACGGGAAGGGGAGGCCUACAGCCCAAAAAUUACCUGGC
This is a messenger RNA of Vitrella brassicaformis, 2151 nucleotides long. The record is from the annotation of a GenBank genome assembly. NCBI's taxonomy places the organism in Eukaryota, Vitrellaceae.